Messenger RNA from Pelobates cultripes (western spadefoot toad), 16008 nucleotides. Lineage: Eukaryota; Metazoa; Chordata; Amphibia; Anura; Pelobatidae. The record is from the annotation of a GenBank genome assembly.
UGCACACCUAAACUAGUCUUGCCACUCCCAGUGUUUAGAUGAGCACUGAUCUGAUUUAGUAAUAUUGGGUUUGCCUGUCUGCCGUCAGGCAUUUGGAAUCUUCAUAAAUAAAAGGAUUUAGGCAAGUUCAAGUCACAGAGUGUGCCAGGUUCUUGUCAGUAUCAUCUCCCUUGGAGCUUGGUGGACAGAAAAUUCAACAAUGAUUGAGGUCUACGAUGACGUAAGAAAUUUUCGAUUCAAAUUUUCUCUAUAUGUUUUGCAUAGAUAUUGAAUUUUUUUGCAACUGCAUAGCUAUACACAAUAUUUUCCCCUAAUAUCUGCUAGAGUUUUAUGCACUAACAUUAUGUUAAUUAUCUUAGUCUUAUAAUUUGAUUUGCUUGCAUAAAAAAAACAUAACCUUCUGCCAGGUUUUUUUAGGACAAUUUCCAAAACAGCAUAAAAAAAAAAAAAAAACAUUUUAACAAUUAAAAUUCAUUGUUUCGAUGCUUUAAUAACUGAGUGUAAAAAAAGUGCACUCUAGACCAUUUUACCCAACUUGGCUACUUUGCCCUAAAAUGUUAGUCACUGUAAAAGUCCGCUCAAUUCUUGGUUUAAGUCAGUUUGAAAAUACUUCUGUAGAAACCCAUUUGAAAUCUCAUCUAAAUGCCCUAGGUAAUGGUUAAUCUUUUCAAAUAUUUUUUAUUGAACAUUUUUACAUAUUAUAUCAAUAUAUCUUUUCUAUUCAUAUUGUUGUUGGUGUGUCUGAGGGAAUAAUAGAGUUGUGAAUGCUAAUUUCCAGUAAUGUGUAUGUAAACUACAAUAAAUGUGUUUAGAAAUCCAUCUCUUGAAACAAGUCGCCUUGUUUUUGUUCUAAGUUACAUUUUAGUAGCAAAAUGUAUUUCUCAGAAAAAUCCCACCUGUGGCCACACACUUAAAAUUAUAGUGAUCCAUUUCACAUGUAAUUGUAAAGAACAUGUGAAGAAAUAAUAAAUAUAUCAAUGUAUUCAUAUGUAGACAUAUGGGGUUAGUCACUAAAUUAAAGGCAAAAAUUCAAAAAAAGUCAGUAUGCUUUUAUUUCCUUACUUUUAACUUAAAUUUGGAAUUCACUGUAAAUUUCUCACUUUAAUAAAUUACGCUGAUAGCUUACAUCUAUAAUGGAAUUAUACUUGUGUUGAAGGAUGGUUUAUCAAUACUGUAUGUAAAUUGCUAGUUAGAUUAGAUUUCCUAUCAUUCAUGGCAAUAUGUAGCAGAAUAUCCUUCUAUUUCUCUUUAUGAUGUUAAAAAUGAUGUAAGCUAAGAUGAUGGUAACAUGUAUGUGUUUUAAUUUAGUGGUCAUUAGAUAGAAACGUUUAAAGCAGCAUGUUGCACGUCUUGUCUCUCAUUCAUCAGCAACAAUAUUUUGCAGCAUAACCACCACUUAUAAAUGUCAUAAAAUCUAUGGAUCCAGGCAUGGGAGCGUUUUUGUGGUUGUAUACAAAAACGUAUAUUUCACAUUUAAUUGUUUUUUUUAAUUCAUAUUCAGACAAUUUUCAUAUCCAUGGUUAUGGGUAAAUAUGAUUUAUGAUUAUUAGAUAACACAUAGAGGCUUCUUUGUUAUUCACAAUUAGGGCAGGUCCAAGGAAUUUUGACGCUCUUGGCAAUGAUCCAUUUUGUUGCCUCCUCAUGAUCCUGAGGAGUUUUUGUAAUUAACUUCUGUUGUAACAAACUGAAUUAAUUGUAAAAACUAAGAUAGGUAAACCUGCUUGGCAUUUUUAGCUGUUUAUAUACACCUGCAAAACUUCUUAAAUUGGAAAUAUUUUCAAAAUAUUUCGAUUUAAAGCUCUGCUCUUUUGACCCAAAAUUUUGCUUAAGUGAGUAGACCUCUGCUAUUGUAUAUCUACAACUCUCGGGAUACUGAUGGAAUUUAGUUUUGGUGGCACAUGGUUUACAUUACAGUGAGCCUUACGUGCCAUAGAUGGGGGGUUGCGAAAUGUUAUUUUAGUAGUGUUUGUGCUGUAAAUUCCAUUUCUUAAAAUAUGAAAAAUCUUAAAUGUGGCUGAGAUUGCUGUCUGGAAGCUCUUUAUGCUUGUUGUGUAUUCUCUGUUGUUUCCUUGUUGCCUGGUUAUAUAAGUCAAAGCAUUACUUAAUCCAAUAUGCUUGUUGGUGCAAAUGGUCUUAUUCAGCAGUAGUGGAGCUAGAAGUUAUCCUGCCUCAGGCCUGCCAUAGUACAUACACACCCUUCUCCUAAUGAAAUUUUCCAUCACAUGUUCAUACCCACCCAUCAUGUUCUUUCCCUUUCCAAAUCAUCAUGCCCUAGUUGUCCUAUAGGAGGGACAGCUAUAAUAUUCUUGUCUUUGUGUCCACUUUUAAGUGAUUAAACAGAAAUUAGAAAGAAACUAGUUGUCAGUAUUGGCAGUUGGCACUGGUUCUGGAUUAAUGUUGUGAAGUUUAUAUUAUGGUAGUCACAGUGCACAAAAAUCACCAUCAGCCUAUUUGUGUUUUUAUUGUACCAAUAACAUAUCAUAAUAACAUAUAGUAAGCUAAUAAAAUAACAAGCAAAAUUAUAACAUGUAUACAUCAACUGGUGUUCUAGGUUAGCUAGAAUUACAAAUGUGCUUGCAGACAAACAGUUUUUCCCAAUUAUUCUACAAGCUCUGGAUAUUUAGGUGUUUAUUCCAGUGUCGGCAGGAUAAUUUUUAAAGGAACACUAUAAGGCUAAAACCACCAUCUAGCCCGUGUCUGCUCCCCCCUCCCCUUCUAAAUAUAGUAAAAUCUUACUUUUGUUUCUUAUGUGUUGCUUCAAAGUACAUUAGCAUUGUGCCUUCUGUAAUUCUUGCACAUAGAAACAUAGAAACAUAGAAUGUGACGGCAGAUAAGAAUCAUUCGGCCCAUCUAGUCUGCCCAAUUUUCUAAAUACUUUCAUUACUCCCUAGUCUUAUCUUAUAGUUAGGAUAGCCUUAUGCCUAUCCCACGCAUGCUUAAACUCCUUUACUGUGUUAACCUCUACCACUUCAGCUGGAAGGCUAUUCCAUGCAUCCACUACCCUCUCAGUAAAGUAAUACUUCCUGAUAUUAUUUUUAAACCUUUGUCCCUCUAAUUUAAGACUAUGUCCUCUUGUUGUGGUAGUUUUUCUUCUUUUAAAUAUAGUCUCCUUCUUUUAAAGUGGCCCCGUCACCUUCUGGGGUCUUUGCGUAACAAUGCCCUUUUCUCUCAGCUAGCCACGUUUGUCUGCGUGAAGUGACAAAACGUGAUGGCGAUAGCUCUGCCUUUUCUCAACUUGAGGAUUUACCAUAAGACAAAGUAUUCCCUAUUUUGUCUUUUGAUAUAUUUUGACUAUGUUGAAAAGAUCCAUUUUGUUGCUUCCUCAUGAUCCUGGGGAGUUUUUGUAAUUCAUUUCUGUUGUAAUAAACAUAAUAAUUUGCAAAAACUAAGAUAAGUAAAACUGCUUGGCAUUUUUAGCAGUUUAUAUACACCUGCAAAACUUCUUAAUUCUUCCACAUUUUGUUUAAAGUGGCCCUGUCACCUUCUGGGGUCUUUGCGUGACAAUUGUCUUUUGAUAUCUUUUGACUAUUAUGUAAUUUCAGUUGAAAUAACAUCACAGUCUUCAUGAGCAUUUUAAAUGCAAAAUUCACUUUAAAUUCUCACUUUGGUGAAUAAGCCUGUAAAUGUCAGUUUUCAAAUAUAGUCUGACCCAAAGUGCAUGCACAUGGCUGAAGGAAUUUGUUGUAUACUAAAGGUAUGGGUUAGAUUUUAUCAUAUUUUUUUACAUUUUUUUACAUAUUAAAUUUAAUCUGUUUCCUUUCAAGAUAUGAGGAAAGGAUUAUUAGUUAGUUUUGAGGUGACAGUUGUCCUUUAAUUAUCAUAUUUGCUAUGCUGGCAUCUCUUUUGGUCGACAUCUGUUUUUCUGUCAAGUUCCUUUGUUCUUACAUGUGUCUCUGAUUUUGUUUAAUCAAUUCCCCGAUGAGAAAGGGAAUAGUAUAUUGUUUCAUUUGCAAAUUAUGUUUUACUAUUUGUUAUAGAGAAUCACAAUCUUUCAUACAUUACUGAAAAGAUUGUACCCUAAUGAUUUAUUAACACGUAAAAGCAUGCUACCAUGAACCCAAGGAUUAGAAUUCUGUCUGUUCUAGAAUUGUACUGCGUUAAUAUACAACUCAGCAUAUUGAGUGAAAUACAUUUUUUCAUCAACAUCACAUCUCUGCUUGAUCCUGGGAAAAUCUAUUCAUUUGGGUUGCAGAUUAUUUUAUGCUGAGAAACCAAUGCAUGAAACUAACUAAUUUCAUUGUAUUUUAAUGUUUAAUUUCCUUUUUUUUUUUUUUCAGGAUGAGCUAAGAGAUAAAGUAAAGCAGUGUGCGGGAAAACUUUGUGUAAUUACUUUCAAUUCAGUAGGAUGUGGAGCAUGCAAGCAAACAACAAAAUUGCUUGAAGUAAGCAGAAAUACAUUCAGAUAAUUCCGAUAUCUUUGUUUUGGGAUAACAUAAGGUCAGCUGGGAUUUGAAUUUUACUGGAAAUUAUUAAAUAGCAUAUUUCCAUUUAUGCUUUGUACUUGUCUAUAUACCUGGGAAUCCUAUGCUGUUUUAACACAUUGAUCCAUACUGACACCUACACACAAUGAUCCAUACUGACCAGGGUGACCAGAUUUUGAAAAUAAAAAACCGGGACAUCCAUUAGUGAUACAAAAAUCGCAUAAAUAAAAUAAAAUAAAAAAACCCCAGAGAAAUAAAUACAAAUUAGAAGUAUUUAACCUAUUCCUGGCCAGACGCGGCUGUUACAGCUCAUUACCUUCCUGGUACUCAGAUUAGUGUUUUUUAAUUUACAUUUUGUAGGAGCAUGAUCAGAGCACACACAGACCCCAGAUUAGGGCCAUUUUAACAGCAUAUUAGGCCGCCAGGGAAAUACAAUACAUAUACACAGACUGCUAAGUACACACACAGACAGACUGCUGAAUACAUGCACACACAGACUGCUGAAUAUACACACAUAGGCUGCUGAAUAAACAAACACAGACAGACUUCUGAAUACACACAAAGACAGACUGCUGAAUACACACAAAGACAGACUGCUGAAUAUACACAGACUGCUGAAUAUACAUAGACUGCUAAAUAUGCAAACACAUGGACAGAUGAAUACAUACAGACUGCAAAUCAAACACACACACAUUAUUCUGCAUACACGCACACUGACUGCUGAACACACACACACACACACAGGCUGCUGAAUACAUACACACAGACUGCUGAAUACAUACAGAGAGACAGACUGCUGAAUACACACACACAGACAGACAGCUGAAUACACACACUCAGACUGCUGAAUACGCCCACAUUCACACAUAUUGCUGAAUUCACACACACACACACACACACACACACACACAGCUGCUGAAUGAACAUACACACUGGCUGCUGAAUACACACACACAGGCUGCUGAAUACAUACACACAAACUGCUGAAUACACACACAGACGGCUGAAUACACACACACAGACUGCUGAACACACACACACAGACUGCUGAACACACACACACACAGACUUCUGAACACACACACAGGGUGCUGAAUACAUACACAUGCAGACUGCUGAAUAAAUAUACACUGACUGCUGCAUAUACACAGACUGCUAAAUAUACAACACACAGACAGCUGAAAACAUACAGACUGCUAAACACACACACACAUGCACACACACACAAUGCUGAACACACACACACACACACACAGACUGCUGGAUACAUACUCACAGACUGCUGAAUACACACCCACACAUACUGCUAAAUACACACACACAGGCUGUUGAACACACACACACAGACUGCUGAAUAAACACAUACAGACUGCUGAAUACAUACACAGAGACUGCUGAAUACAUACACACAAACUGCUGAACACACACACACACACAGGCUGCUGAAUGCACAGGCACACACAUACUGCUAUAUACACGCACACACAGACUGCCGAAUACACAGACACACACAUACUGCUAUAUACACACACACAGAGACUGCUGAAUACACACAGACUGCUAAAUACACACACAGAGUGCUGAAUACACACAGUUAGGCUGCUGAAUACAUACACAAAGGCUGCUGAAUACACACACACACAGACUACUGAAUACUCACACUGCAACUGCUGAAUACAUAUACACAGACUGCUGAAUACACAGACAGACUUCUGAAUACACACAAUGACAGGAUGCUGAAUAUACACAGACUGCUGAAUACACAGACACACACAUACUGCUAGAUAUACACACACACAGACUGCUGAAUACACACACAAGCUGCUGAAAACAUACACACAGAGACUGCUGAAUACACAGACAGACUGCUGAAUACACACACAGACUGCUGGAUACAUACUCACAGACUGCUGAAUACACACCCACACAUACUGCUAAAUACACACACACAGGCUGUUGAACACACACACACAGACUGCUGAAUAAACACACACAGACUGCUGAAUACAUACACAGAGACUGCUGAAUACAUACACACAAACUGCUGAACACACACACACACACAGGCUGCUGAAUGCACAGGCACACACAUACUGCUAUAUACACGCACACACAGACUGCCGAAUACACAGACACACACAUACUGCUAUAUACACACACACACAGACUGCUGAAUACACACAGACUGCUAAAUACACACACAGAGUGCUGAAUACACACAGUUAGGCUGCUGAAUACAUACACAAAGGCUGCUGAAUACACACACACACAGACUACUGAAUACUCACACUGCAACUGCUGAAUACAUAUACACAGACUGCUGAAUACACAGACAGACUUCUGAAUACACACAAUGACAGGAUGCUGAAUAUACACAGACUGCUGAAUACACAGACACACACAUACUGCUAGAUAUACACACACACAGACUGCUGAAUACACACACAAGCUGCUGAAAACAUACACACAGAGACUACUGAAUACACAGACAGACUGCUGAAUACACACACGGGCUGCUGAAUACACACACACAGGCUGCUGAAAACACACACACUGACUGCUGAAUACACACACACAGGCUGCUGAAUACAUACACAAAGGCUGCUGAAUACACACACACAGACUGCUGAAUACACACACAGAGACUGCUGACUACAUAUACACAGACUGCAGAAUACACACAAAGACAGGAUGUUGAAUAUACACAGACUGCUAAAUAUACAACACACAGACAGCUGAAAACAUACAGACUGCUAAACACACACACACACACAAUGGUGAAUACACACACACGCACACACACACACACAGACUGCAGAAUACAUACUCACAGACUGCUGAAUACACACAUACAGACUGCUGAAUAAACACACACACAGAAUGCAGAAUACACACACAGGCUGCUGAAUACACACAGAGACUGCUGAAUACACACACACUGAUUGUUGAAUGCACAAACACUGACUGUUUAAUACACACAGACUGUUACACACAGACUGCUAAAAACAUACACACAGACUGCUGAAUACACACACACACAGACUGCUGAACACACACACACAUAUACAGACAUCUGAAUACAAACACACAGACUGCUGAAUGCAUACACACAGGAUGCUAAAUGCACACACACAGGCUGCUGAAUGCACACACAGACUGCUGAAUGCACACACAGACUGCUGAAUACACACACACAGGCUGCUGAAAACAUACACACAAGCUGCUGAAUACACACAUACAGGCUGCUGAACACAUACACACAGGCUGCCGAAUACACACACACAUAUUGUUGAAUACACACACACACUGUUGAAUACACACACACAGACUGCUGAAUAGACACACAGACUGCUGAAUACACACACAUAGACUGCUGAAUACACAGAGACAGACUGCUGAACACACACACACUACUGAAUACACACACAGACUGUUGAAUACACACACACACACACUUCGGUGAGGGGUUCAGUGUGGGUGUGUGGGAUGUGAGUGAGUGUGUGGAGAGCUCUGUGUGGGUGUGUGUGUGGUGGGAGUUCUGUGUGGGUGUGUGUGUGGCGGGGGUACUGUGUGUGUGUGUGUGUGUGUGUGUGUGUGGAGGGGGUGCUGCAUGUGUGUGUGUAGAGGGGGUGCUGUGUGUGUUUGUUUGUGUGUGUGUGUGUGUGUCUAGGGGGUGCAUGUUUUCUUCUUUUUAACAUAGAAUGUGAUGGCAGAUCAUCCUCUUUUAAAUAUAGUCUCCCACUUUACUGUGUUGAUUCCCUAUAUGUAUUUAAAUGUUUCUAUCAUAUCCCCCCUGUACCGUCUUUUUUCCAAGCUAUACAUUUUAAGUUCCUUUAACCUUUCCUUGUAAGUUUUUCACUGCAAUCCAUGAACCAGUUUAGUAGCCCUUUUCUAAACUCUCUCUAAAGUAUCAAUAUCCUUUUGAAGAUACAGUCUCCAGUACUGCGUACAAGACUCCAAGUGAGGUCUCACCAGUUUUCUACUGCUAAUACCUCUCCCUAUACAACCAAGCAUUCUGCUGGCAUUUCCUGCUGCUCUAUUACAUUGUCUGCCUUUUAUUUAAAAAAAAUAUUUUAAAAAAGAAAUGUAAAUUUUAACUAAUACAACUAAUUUAUAUGACCCCUUCCUUCUACCUACCCUUGGCCAGGGAGGGAGGGGGGACUUUUGAAUCCUCUGUGUGUGCAGCUCAGCCAUGAAGCCUGAGCAAUAGUGGGCGAUAGGGAACAGGUUUUCGACCCCUGAUCUAGAUGGACCAUCAAGUAGUGCAAACAGGGAAAUGACCAAUAAUAAUGACAUUUUAGAGAAAAUCUUAGGUUGUGAGGUUUCUUAUUAUUUAAGCUCUGUAGGUAAUAGAUUUUUCCUUUAUGCUCAUUUAUUAUUCUAAAAUACAAAUAACCUUUGUGGACGGACACACAUUUGGAAUAAACAGCAUUUGAAGCUUUAAGGACUCCAUCUUCAUCAAUAUAAGACGCAUUUGCAUUUAAUACUAUGCAUACACAAGACCGUGUAUAUGUGACCCUAUGACAAUAGCUCUGAUAUAACUUUACCCCCCUCAUGCACAUUUUAACUCCAACUUUAGUGUGGGUAUUUUGGGCCACGUUGGUGUGUCCCCUCAGCAUCCAUAGAGUCCACUAGGGCAUUGGGACAUGUCCAGGCUUUAGAAUAUGUAAGCUACCAUAUUUUAUGACCUUCCUUAGCUUUCAUCCCAGAACUAAUAUUGGCACUAAUCAUUUUUAUAUGUGGGCCUGCCUAUUUACUUUGAUACAUGAGGCAACGCAGUAAAUACAUUAUUAAUGUAGAACCUAUUUCAAUUAGAGUAUUGCAAAUAUGUUAAAAAUGUUUCUUAAAAAUGUUUCUUUGUGUAUUUUACAGGGAUUGAGUGAACAGAUGCCUGAUGUUACUUUUAUUAAAGUCGACGUCAAAAAAGCAGAUGUGAGUGGUAAAAAACCAUACGAACAAACGUAGUAAAUAAAUUGAUGACCAAAUGACCUAACAUGUACAGCAAUGCAGAAUGUGCUUUAGAUUUAUGCAUAAAGAAAUGUAAAAAUAUCACUGAAUAAUCUUUAAUUUACUUUUCAUACUCUUCUCUGUUUCAUUUGUAGGAGUUUGUUCAAAAGUAUAAAAUCAGUGGAGUCCCGGCAUUCAUGUUUUUGAUUGAUGGAGUGAUAGUAAGUAAAUUUGCACAAGCAGUAAAACAGUUACGGUAUAUGGUAUCAGACCCUAAAGGUCCAAAUAUGGUCAAUUGCAUGCUGUCAAAAUAAUCAAGAUUUUAAAGAUCCCCUUGCAAAAAUAGAAUGAGUUUCUUCUUUAACAACAUCAAGGUGAUAGUGCGCUUAUAAAUAUAAUUAAAGGAACAUUAUAGGGUCAGGAACACAAACAUGUAUUCCUGGCCCAGCAGUGUUUAAACCAGCAUUAAUGUGUUUUACCCUCACUUAACCUCCUUAGAAAGGGUUAAAACAUACUGGUGCUGGCUCCGCCCCCAAACCGCCUCUUUGGGUGAUAUAAUCAGAAUUGAUGUUCUCAGACAAUCUAAUGUUUUCUUGUAGGGAAAGCAUUGAAUUGCCUGAGAUUGUCAAUGAGAUAGGGUGGGGGCAGGGCAAAUGCAUUUCUCAUAGAUCAAUGCAUUUCUAUGAGGAAAUUUCAGCGUCUCAAUGCACACUGUGCAGCGCUGCCCAAUUAAGCACCUCCAGUGGCCAUCUGAGGAGUGGCCACUGAAGGUGUUCCUAGGCUUUAAUAUAAACACUGCCUUUUCUCUGAAAAGACAGUGUUUGCAUGAAAAUGUCCACAGGGACUGUCUAUACUCAAUAGAACAACUACAUUAAGCUGUCGUUAUUCUGGUGACUAUAGUGUCCCUUUAAGCAAAGCAUUCCCUUAUGGCACAAUGUUUUCAAGUUCAGUUAAUGAUGGCAGCAAACUUUGGUCAUUAACCAGCUAGCCAAUUGAAAGCAACUCUUCAAAAUUGUAUCUCUCAUAUGAAAGAGCAAACUGUUCGAUUUGAAAUGUAGGGUGUCAUGCUCCACUUGGUAACAGGUAAUUACAAUAGGAGUUGUAAUCACCUUUCUACUAUGUGCCUUUUAGAAUGCUCAGCACUUCUAUGUGAGGGUUUACAUGUUCAUGUAGCUAUAAGGCAAUCAUAACAGCAGCAUUAUUAUCAUACCCAUUGGUAACAAAAUCACGUGGGAGUGGUAGCACCUCAUUGUGCCUCAAAAUACUGAAACAAGCAUGAGAACCCUUGUUUGAGAACAGUAAUAUCUCCUCUUUCAAAUACAUGGUCGUGUCAGUAUAAGAUGGUUUUGUUAAAAUAAUUUUAUGUUUGUUGUGAAAAAUUAUUCUUAUUAUUUUACUUUGCUUAGUGGCUUCAGACAGAGGUAUGAUAAUAAUAAUAAUUAUUAUUUUUGAUAAUUACUUAUUAAUAUUACAGACUUUUGUAUAGUUUACAAUAUAUGCUGUAUUUUUGUAGUUAGUUAUUCUCUUCCUAUGCAUUGCAUUUUGUGUCAAAAUUGUAAAUUGGUACAAAAUAAUACUACUACAUUCUAUCUAACUUUCAGUUACUACCUAUUAUUGAGAACAUAUGAACAAUCUACAAUCAAUAAUGUCAGAUGUAUAGUAACUGACAGUGUCAUUUAAAAUAAAAAAAGGAUAUAACACUAUUGUGGAGAUUUAGCAAGGCAAUAUAAGUGCUAUUUCAGACUCAAAGUGCCAAAUGUUGAGAAACAUUAUAUUAGUUUACAUGGCGAUUCCUUCUUAAUUAGCACUUUGCCCCAGAAUUACUUACAUUGUUGCCUUUAUAAAUUCCCCCAUACUUUCAGUCUGGGCCAAGGGUCAAAUUGUUCCCGAAUGACCCUCUCUUUGAUUACAUUACUGGAAAUAAGCUCUGAGCAUUUUGAAUAAAUUAUCUUAUGUCCUCAACUGGUCCACUAAUAUACCUCAUGUCCUACAUCUCACUGGGUCCACAGACACAGUGACAGAAUGCUCCAUGCAUUACACAGUGGGGAGACAAACUGUACACUAGCCAGUCCUAAAUUUCCGCGUACCUGUGGCAAAAGAAAGUUUAAUGCCAUUGUGUUUGUGUUUAGUGUCUGUAUGUGUGGGAUGCAGAAUAUAUUUCAGCAAGUGGUUUUAAAUAUGUGUAGUAUUUUGUGUUGCCUGUGUGUGUGGGUAAAAGUGGGAGUACAUUUGGGAAGCAUGGCAAUUAGUGAUGUCCCGAACUGUUCGCGGUUCGCGAACGGUUCGCCACGGACUCAUCAUUGAGUAAACUUUGACCCUGUACCUCACAGUCAGCAGACACAUUCCAGCAAAUCAGCAGCAGACCCUCCCUCCCAGACCCUCCCACCUCCUGGACAGCAUCCAUUGUGAAGCUGCAUUCUUAGUGAGCUGUCCAGGAGGUGGGAGGGUCUGGGAAGGAGGGUUUGCUGCUGGUUGGCUGGAAUGUGUCUGCUGACUGUGAGGUACAGGGUCAAAGUUUACUCAAUGAUGAGUCCGCGGCGAACCGUUCGUGGGGAACCGUUCGCGAUCCGUUCAGCAAACAGUUCGGGACAUCACUAACGGCAAUCACUGUGUUCAUGCAGUUUAAAUAUAGUGUGUAAGGCUGUGUGCUAUAAUGUCAUGAGUUCUGUGUAGCUAUGUUUACUUGUAUUUUCCACUAUCCCCUCCUCCCCCAAUCUCUUUAUAUUUCUCUGCAUCAGUCUCCUUUAAGUGUUAAAACAUUUUCACCAUAUACCCACGCCCAAUUUUGAAUUUGCAUCACCCAUGUUUUUUUUUUUCAUUAGUGCAGACAUGAAACAGACCUUAGAUGCAAUUUAGAGUUGGUGUGAAGUCCUUAUAAACUUUUCAUUUACAUUUGAUUCAUGGUUUCUUUUCUUGAGCUGUGCAUUUUUAGCACAAAGUUGGUGGCAUUUCUAUCCGAAGUCUGUGGCAUUGUUUGAUCAGGACUUUUGAGUCAAAAUUGCAAGGACCUUGCAGCACAUGUAGCACUGUUGAUAUGCAUUGUAAAAUGUGGACCACAAUGAAUUGUAUAAAACAGGGCAGGGCGCCACAAACAAAAAUAGUAAUAAUGUAGUUACCACUUGAGUAUCCCUUUAAGGGAAGAAAAAGAGGGAAUCAUACCAUAGGAUAAGUAAUACAAAAUACAUAUUGUCCUUAUAGUGGGGGUACUUCAGGCUAGAAAUUCUGACAAGUAAAGCAGUCAAGAACAAGACUGCAUAUUGCAGGGCUGUGAGAUUAAACAGCUGGCUAAGAUUCAUAAGCCAUGGCAAAAUUGCUGGGCACAGUGGUACAUGAACUAAGCUCUCUGGCAAACAACACUUUAGGAUUUCAUACAGCUCUGAACUGUAGAUUUCUUUGGCCUUUGUGCUUUCUGCUACUAGAAAAAAAAUGUCUUUGGAGGCAUCAGUGCUUUUUGUGAACAAUCCACAUAAUUUGGUUGAGAGAAAGUGUAUAAGAAAGAACAAACAGCAGUCACACUUUUUGUAGAUAUUACACAGCAAAGAAAAACCUACUAACUUUAUAGAUGUCAGGCAAAAAACACAUGCUCAACAUUUGCUGUGAUCCACAUGGCCGGUGCUAGGAUUUUUGGCUACACAGACGAAGAUACAUUUUGCUACCUCCCACCAAAAUGCAUCUUCAUCUGUGUGUCUCUUAGCCCCACUCUUAUAUUUCGUACCCCCUUUUCUCUUUUUAAUAUCUUACCCACUUUAAUAUAUCUUACUUUCCUUUUGUGUCUUUCAUCCCAGUUUAGUGUGUAUUAUUCCCAUUUGUGUGUCUGUUACAACCACCCAUUGUGUUUCUCUUAGUUCCCCCAGUCCCUGUGUGUAUCUUACAUCCCUUAUCCCUCACCCCUUUGUGUCUCUUUCUACCCAAAACACCCUUGUGUGUCUCUUUCUUCCCCAGACCCUUUGUGGGUCUAUUUCUUCCUUUCCCCAGUCCCUUUGUGUGUCUUUUACUUCUUGCCAGCCUCUCUGUGAGCAUAUUCCCCAGUGCCUUUUGCAUAUUUAUUUCUCCCCAUGCCCAGUAUGUCUCUUUCUCCACCAGCUACUUUUGUGUGUCUCUUCCCGAGCACUUUUUAUGUUUCUCUUCCUCCAGUCACUUUUGUUUGUCUCCCCACCAGUCCAUUUUGUAUGUCUCUUGCCCUCAGUCCCUUUUGCGUGUCUAGUUUACACUUCCCCAGCCCCACGUGGAGCGGCGAAACUGCCGCAGGUGCAUCUGCACCGGGGCCAAUCAGGUGGCCCUAUAACUUCAGGGGCCCGGUCAGCGCUGCGGCCAUGUAAUUGCGCGACCGGGCCCCUUAAAAAAGAAAUUGCGGCUACACCGCAAGUGUCACUGGAAGGAAGUGAUGGCUGGUCACUUGCUCCCAGCUUACUCCGCGCGGGGGGAGAGGGAGAGCGGAGGAGAGGAAGAGCAGAAGACAGGAGAGGACACCAGAGGCAACCACUUCCAUCAUCCCCAGCCACCCUCCUGCAACUUAAAGGUAAGAGGAGGGUGGCUGAUAAAUGAAGUGUGUGUGUAUAUGUAUGUGUCUGCAAGUAUGUAUGUGUGUAUGUAUGUCAGUAUGCAUGUAUGUCUGUGUGUGUAUGUCAGUAUGUAUAUAUGUCUGUGUGUGUGUGUAUGUAUGUCAGUAUGUAUGUCUGUGUGUAUGUCAGUAUGUAUAUAUGUCUCUGUGUGUGUGUGUGUAUGUCAGUAUGUAUAUAUGUCUGUGUGUGUAUGUCUGUGUGUGUCAGUAUGUAUAUAUGUCUGUGUGUGUGUCAGUAUGUAUGUGUGUAUGUAUGUCUGUGUGUACGUCAGUAUGUAUAUGUGUCUGUGUGUGUAUGUCAGUAUGUAUGUCUGUGUGUGUGUGUCUAUCUGUAUGUGUGUGUGUAUGUCAGUAUUUAUAUAUAUAUCUGUAUGUAUGUCUGUUUGUCAGUAUGUAUGUGUCUGCAAGUAUGUAUGUAUGUCUGAGUGUGUGUAUGUCAGUAUGCAUGUAUGUCAAUAUGUAUGUCUGUGUGUUUGCCAGUAUAUAUAUAUAUAUAUAUAUAUAUAUAUAUAUAUAUAUAUCUGUGUGUGUGUCAGUAUGUAUGUGUGUAUGUAUGUAUGUAUGUAUGUCAGUAUUCAUGUAUGUCUGUGUGUGUGUGUAUGUCAGUAUGUAUGUAUGUAUCUGUGUAUAUAUCUAUCUGUGUGUGUAUAUCAGUAUGUAUGUGUAUGUAUGCCAUUAUGUAUGUAUGUCAGUAUGUAUUUAUGUGUAUGUAUGUCAGUUUGUGAGUAUGUAUGUAUGUAUGUGUGUGUGUCAGUAUGUGAGUAUGUAUGUACGUCAGUGUGUAUGUCUGUUUCAGUAUUUGUGUCUGUUAGUAUGUGUGUAUCUUUCUGUGUGUGUGUCUGUGUCCUUUUGUGUCUGUGUGUGUGUAUUCCUGUGGGCGGGAUUUGGCGGUGGGGCAUGGAAAUGGACACCUGGGGCCCCAGACCUUGAGCUGUGUUAGUGGCCACACAAUUUUUGAUGGUGGCCCUGAGUCCCUCUGUGUGUUUCCUAUUCCCCCAGCAUCUUUUGUGUGUCUCUUUCACCCCUUCACCAGCUCCUCUGUGUUUAUCUUCCCACCAGCACCAUGUCUCUCCUCCCCCCAGCCCCUGUGUGUGUCUCUUUUUCCCCUUUCCUGGUUCCUUUUGUUUUCUUUACUACUCUGCCCCUGGUAUGCCUGCUUAACUCAUUGUAGCAUCGCCUCGCAGACCAUGGUAGAGGAUCUUCUGUAUCCUCUACUGUGGUCCACAUGACCACGCUCCAAGAAGUCACUGGCAGAAUGGGGAGCUCUGUAAUCCUACCAGUCACCUGAUCAUUGCCCCCCCUCCAGACUGGUGUGCCCAAAGGUGGCUGCCUGUGCUGCCUUAAAGUUGCGCCGGCCCUGGUGAUCUAUGUGCAAUCUAUGAAUUUUGCUUCAAAAGCUGAAUUGGACUGAUUGUAAGCUAUUAAUAAUGUGAAAUGUUCAUAGGUUUAUAUAAUUAGCAGUUAUGCUUAUUUUUCCAGGAAUUGUUAUAUUUCCUUAUUAAUAAUUAAUGUUCAGAGCACUUAUAUAAAGAAAUCUGAAUAUCCUAGUAUGUUCACAAUAACAUACAUUUUUAAGCUAUAACUAAGCAUAAUUGUCUCCUUCCUUUCAUUUUUUUUUACAGGCUGAAUGUUUCCAAGGAGGCAACACGGAUUAUCUAAGAAAAACGAUUGAAAGGCUGUAUUCCCAGUGCUAAUAGUUUUCUGAUCGUAGAUGUUACUGCAACCCAACUUCACAUGAGCAUUGCCUUGGAAUUAUGCCAAGACUCUCCUGAAAAUUAAAUAAAGUAAUUAAAAUAAGAAUCUGUAAAAAUGUAACUUGUUUUUCAAGGAAAUAGUGGAUUGAAGAGGAGCCAUCACUUAUCAGGAAUUAUAAUAUUAUGCUUACUUAUCCCAUAUAUUUAACAUUAUAAAAAAUGUGAAGUCUGAAAAAUACAGGUAAAUGGGACUGCAUACGUCUUAGCUCUCUGUUAAUCAAUGUUUUAAGAUGGGCCCUUUGCACUUGUCCGUCAACACAGAGAAAGGAAGAAAAACUGAAACAACCAAGGUUAUCAAUAAAGUGAGAAUUUUAUUGUCUGGAAA